Molecule: messenger RNA, 645 nt
Organism: Tribolium madens (black flour beetle)
Lineage: Eukaryota; Metazoa; Arthropoda; Insecta; Coleoptera; Tenebrionidae
Product: cyclin-dependent kinase inhibitor 1-like
Exons: 2
Coding region: 127-381 (84 amino acids)
Biological process (GO): regulation of mitotic cell cycle; signal transduction by p53 class mediator
Cellular component (GO): nucleus
Molecular function (GO): cyclin-dependent protein serine/threonine kinase inhibitor activity
Source: RefSeq, a predicted model, not a curated record
UUUCAGAGUGACUUUUGUCCCGAAGAAUUUCAAUCAAAAUUCAAAAUUUUCUGGUUUUUAUUUUAUAUUUUCAUAUGCAUUUUAUUGAAUUUUAUACACUUAGUGUUUGAUAUCGUGGAAGUGAUAAUGGGCCAAAAGCCUCCAGAGAGUGAAGGUGCGACUGUCAUGCAACCAAAACCCUCUAAAUCUCAAAAUGGCAACAAUGUCAGACGACGAUUGUUUCAAAAUGAGGAAAAUGAAAAUAUUGAGCCGGAUUUAAUCGAUAUGUUGGAGGAAAGUAGGCAACGAGCUGAAGAAAAGUGGAAUUUUGAUUUUGUAAAUGAAGUACCUUUGGAGGGAGACUGGGAAUGGGAAAGGGUUUCGUCGAACCCAACAGACUGAAUAUCAUACAUGUACAUAUUUAUUAUGCGUUUUAUAUUUUUAUAACAUACCUUGUGCAAUAGAAUAAAAUGUGCUUCGAAUUGGUGUAAAUAAUCAAUAAUACGAUAAUUCGAAACAAAUGUUAAUUAUAUUUAUUUAUUCUAUCUAGUCUUUAACCAUUAUUUAUAAUAAAUAAUGAACGGCUACAUACCAAAAAUCUGUAACAUAGACAUAAUUUUAGGGACUUUAGUGUCAAUAUCUAGCAAAUAAAUAAAAUUUCUCCCA